AUGAGCGAUCAAGAAAAGGGGGCGGGGCUUGUGAGCUCUGUUGCUCGGGCUAUAAAGACCUGUGUCCGCAACACGCACCGUUCUGUUGCCAAGCCUCCGAAACUUCCCAGGACCCAGGGAAAACUUCUUCAUCCAAGACGAGGCGAGGUUGCCAAAUUUCCGAAAAAUCCCAGAAUCUGGGAAUUUUUCGAAAACUUCAGGGAUCCAUCUGCCAACACAUGCACAUAUUUAAUUUUAUUAUUGCUUUUAUAUAUACACUGUAUUUGUCCCCAACUACAACCCAAUAUGUCACAAAAUAACCCCCCUCCCCCAAACAACCCUGACAAAGAGGCAGAGGCCUUCACUAAUUCUAACAGAAUAUCACGAACCCCAACAAAGGGGAAAUUACAAAAACAACCAGACGAAAUAAAAACGAAAAAACUCACAAGAAAAGUAUUUAUGUCUUUUGCUGAUGACGAUGACAAAAAUAAGAAGGAACCUACUAAACCUAGUAUGCCUAGCAUCUCACCAAACAUUGAAGACAAAAUAAAUCAACUUUUCAGCGACAAAACGACUAAAAAAAAAGUUAAGCCAGUACCCAAGGCCCCAAAAACAGCAGAAGGCAUCGAGGCGGAAAGACUAAAAAAAGAAAAUGCGAGACUAGUGGGCAUGCUAGAAAACAUGGCCCUACAAAUACAGACGUUAACCACCCAAGUCCAAAGACUAACUGAACAACUCUGUAACAAGAAUGCAGGACCUGUAAACAAACCAAUCGACAAGCCGACCCAGCAAGACUCUACCAUGGAUACAGAGUCCCCUCUACAUACCACCCCCACGGCCAACACACCCACCACAACAAGGGAAAACAACUCUUCAAAUACCCAAGGCAAAAAGAGAAAGAUUGAUGAAACAAUACCUGACAAUGGUGGCACGGAAACUGAAAUCCUACCAUCUACAUCUGGCUACAUUCCACCCACCCCUCAGAACAAAAAGUCCAAACCUCCCCAGGCCAGCAUUGAGCCAAAACAGGUACAAAAACCUACAACGGAGGACAAUCAAAGCAAGAUACCGCCAAUUGUACUGAGAAAUAAAGCCAGAUGGACCAUGCUAGCAAGAGAAUUUAACACCAGGAAAUUGGACUUCUCCAGAGCUACAAGCAUAGCUGAGGGCAUAAAGUUUUUCCCCUCCAAUAUAGAUAGCUAUAGGGCGAUCACGUCGUUCCUGUCAAAGAAUGGGGAGGAAUACCAUACGUAUCAACUUCCUCAAGACAAGCUACUACAAGAAGUGAUGCGUGGUAUUCCGACCGAAGUAAAGCUACAAGAGGCAAAACAUGCAUACGGGGAUGGUGUCCAACUUCUAUAG
Brassicogethes aeneus is the source of this 1341-nucleotide messenger RNA. The record is from the annotation of a GenBank genome assembly. NCBI's taxonomy places the organism in Eukaryota, Metazoa, Arthropoda, Insecta, Coleoptera, Nitidulidae.